ACAGUCCUUCCAGAGUUUUCAACAGUCCAUAUGCGACGCUGUCGUUGGAUUAUCCCAUCAACAGAAUGACAGAUUUUAAGACACAGGAAGUGAUGUCACCUGGCGUCUCUGAGGUGAACCUCUUUGGUCUGAACCGAAGUCCCGUUGCGAGUCCCGCGCUCAAUCAGCGCUCGCGCAUCGGCUACGACAGUCUGACGCGCAGACGAGACAAGGCCACGCCGGGUCAACUCAUGAUGCAGAACAACCAGCCGAACAAGCGCGACUUCGUGCAGGAGUUGACCAAUCAGCUGGACGACUGCCGCAGGAGGAACCAGUUUCUGGAAGCGGAGAGCAUCGAGCUGGAGAAGGAGAGGACUCAGAUCCGCUUCGAGAUGCGAGGACUUCUGGUGAACAAUGAAGAUCUCCUGCGGACCAACACACAGAUGCAGGGAGAGACCAACCGGCUGAGAGAGAGGAUCGUGGAGUUGGAGAGCAACAACAACGUGAUGCAGGAGCGCUUCAAAAAGAUGGAGAACGAGCUGAAGGAGGCACGUGAGGUGAUGGUGGAAGCAAACACUCAAGAAUACGCCUUCAACUUUCUGCAACAGACGCUCAAGAACAAAAUACAAGACACAGAGGAAGCUCUGGAGAAACAAACGCAACACGCUCAGUGUGUGUCUGAGAAGCUGUGGCUCACUGAACGCAGUCUGGAGGAGCUGGAGCUCGAGAAGGAGAACAAGACCAAGAAAGCUCUAGAACUCGGCAAUACUGUUUUCAGACUGGAGACCGAGCUGUCAGACUCUCUUCAGGAGGCUCUCCAGGCGCGGACGGAGCUGAGUUUGCAGCAGAAGCUUCGGGCCGAGGCUGAGGUGAGAGUGGAGGAGCUGGAGGAGAGUGUGUUGGAGAAAGACCAGGAGAUGCUGAGACUCACACAGAUCGUCUGCAGACUGCAGGGAGAGGUGACAGAUAAGCUGAGCUAUAAGGAGCAGACUCUAGAGGAGGAGAUUCAGCUGCGUGAGCGAGCGCAGCUUCAGUGCAAACAGGCCGAGCGAGCGCUGGAGGAUCUGCGGAUGGAGAUGCAGACGCUCAGCCAGAGCAGAGACGACCUCUCCAAACAGCUCAAACUAGCACAGGAGAAGAUCAUCGAUCUGGAAGCCGAUCUGGAGGAGCUUCACGAGAACGACCAACGAUGGGUGUCCAAACACAAGAGAGCUCUGGAUCAGUCUGAGCAACUGCAGAUGAAGCUCAUCCAGGAGAAAGAUCUCAACGAGCAGCUGGAGUGUGAGAAGGCCAUCCUGGAGAGACAGCUGCGAGAUCUGCGCAGUGAGAUGGAGGAACUGCAGAACAACAGAGUCGAGGUCGAUUCCGUCACUAGAGCCGAGAUCAAAGCCAAAGAGCUAGAGAACACACUGCGUGCGGAGGAGAGGAAUAAAGUGGUCAUGAGCAACACCAUCAGCAAACUGGAGAGGAAGAUCCACGAGCUGACGGAGCAGGUGGAGGAGGAGAACAAGAUCUCCACUGAGCAGAGGGAGCUGAUGACUCAGCGGAUGCGUGUGUUGAAGAGGCAGCUGAACGAGGUCGAGGAAGAGGCGAGUCGACGGGACGUUCAACACCGACACACACAGAGAGAACUGAUGGAGGAGAGAGAGGCCAACAGCCGACUGCAGAGACAACUGCUGGACCAACAGCUGACCAACAAGAGGAAAGAGUCGAGACAAACUCUAGAAAGCCUGAAACUGAACUUCGAUGAAGAUGAAGAUGAGGAAGAGCAACAGGCCGAGUCCAAACUCACAGAGAAGCAGAUCUCACAGGUCUGAGCUCAUAAACACAAACUAUAUCCAAACCUGCCAAAACCAAAUCAAUCUGGAUC
This is a messenger RNA of Rhinichthys klamathensis goyatoka, 1849 nucleotides long. Its product is annotated as cingulin-like protein 1. The record is from RefSeq and is a predicted model, not a curated record. Bases 66 to 1796 code for a protein of 576 amino acids. NCBI's taxonomy places the organism in Eukaryota, Metazoa, Chordata, Actinopteri, Cypriniformes, Leuciscidae. The transcript has 14 exons. Gene Ontology annotation, cellular component: myosin complex.